CCGGCCGCACCGUCAUCAUGAUCCUGGCCUACACCGUCAUCAUCUGCGUGUCCCUCUUCGGCAACCUCCUCGUCUGCCACGUCGUCGUGCGCAACCGCCGUCUGCACACGCUCACGAACACCUUCCUCGCCAACCUCGCCGUGUCCGACCUCCUCAUGACGGCGCUCAACAUACCCUUCAAUGUGGCGAGAGUGCUGCUGGACGACUGGCCCUUCGGAGGGUUCAUGUGCAGCGUCGUGCCCUUCGUCCAGGCCACGUCCGUCUACGUCUCCGCCUUCACUAUGGUCGCCAUCGCCCUGGAUAGAUACCAGGUGAUAGUCCACCCACUAAAGCCUCGUCUGGGCGCUUUUCACGGCGCCGUCAUCCUCGUGGUGGUAUGGCUGCUGGCCGCCCUCGUCUCCCUCCCAUACGCCAUCUAUAGUGAGGUCGUUGAGGUGGUCACAUACCGGAAGCUGACGCGGUGUCAGGCGCGCUACCCGCACCCAGCUCUCGAGUUUCGCCAGUGGCUGACGCUGGCCACCUUCCUCACGCAGUAUGCGCUGCCCUUGAGCAUCACAGCCGUGGCUUACGUGGGCGUGACGAGGCGGGUGUGGUGGCGGGCGGUCGUGGGCGCCGCCACCAAGGAGCAGCUGUCCGUCCAGCUACGAGCCAAGAAGAAAACGGUCAAGAUGUUGCUCGUCGUGGUCGUGUUGUUCGCCCUGUGCUGGCUGCCGCUCAACACCUACCACCUCGUGGCAGACUUCGGGGGCUCGCUCGGCCCCUUUCGCCACUCCUCGUCGGUUUUCUUCCUGUGCCAUUGGUUCGCCAUGUCCAAUGUGUGUUAUAACCCGUUUAUCUAUUGCUGGCUUAACGAUCACUUCCGCUCCGGAGCGCGAACGCUCUUGCGGUGCGUCGCUCGGAGAGUGUGCCGACUCCCACUCUCCGAGGACGACGAGGAGGCUCCCGGCGUCAGUGCUCGACGCCCGAGGGAUUCCGUGUCCUGGUCUUCGUCGGCGCUCACAGGAGGCUCGGUCAGGCGCAAGGUUCCCGGCGCAGUGAGGUGUCUUCCUCCCCAGUCCUCGGACGUCCACGUCGCUCUCGACGCGCUUCUCGUGUCCCCAGCGACGCCCCACUCCGUCUCCGGUGGAGGGCUGCGUCGCGCUCAGAGGACCACCAACACUCGAGGGGUCGCGAGACAGAAUUUUUUGAGGCCAAAUACGCCGACGGUUACCAUGUCCUCUGCAGGGAGGCCGGGCAUUCUAGGCCCGAUGGUCAGCUGCACCCACGGAGGCCUCGCCGCGGGAGGAGGCGCGUCCAUGCCCCGCGUCGAGGUGGACACGGUCCCGCGGCUCUUCAGCUUCAAAUGCCCGAGCUUCCCGAAGCCUUUCCGUAAAGUCAAAACCAUUGACGCCAUCGACGGUGUGGCAAAUGAACGCGAACUAAUACCAGGAAGGAGGAGGAGAAAAAUCCAAAACAACAACGAAACGAACGUGGAAAGAGGCUCCCACGAAGGCGGAGCCGACGAAGUCGACAUCGUCUACGUGGAGUAUGAUCGUCUGGCGCAGAAUCCGAGACUCCGUCCGAUCCCCGAGGAAUCGCCCAAGUCGGCCUCUCCGCAGUCGCUUGGGAGACACUUCAGGUCCCUGUCUGACCCGGAGAGAAAGUCUCCUCCAGCUCGGUAUUCGAACGAUCGCUCCCUUUUCCUCCAAAGUGCUUCCAAUCAUUCAGACUCAAGCGUCCAGACGCUCCAUGCAGAUGUGCCAACGGCUGGCGAAGGUGCAGAAACGCCGGACGAAAAGGAGCCAAGGAGUCCAUCCGCCUCUGCAACGUCAAACCGCUCAACCAAAGAAAAGACGAAAACAACGAGCUUCACGAGAAACUUCCUUAGGAGCAUCCGCGACAGCAUCGCCGCGUCCUUGGCUCGCAGCCUGCCCUUCCUGCGCACGAGCCAGACGUCCUCCUCCGUCCAGACCACGGAGACGAGCCAGGACGCCAGCGAUCUUCCGUCCGUUCCGAAUGUGUGCUGGGCGGAGGACGAGGCCACGUCCCUGAGGCCAUUCAGCCCUAGUUCCUCGACCGACCUUAGUCUCCCGACGGAACAGAAAGAUGACUUCACUCUUCCUAACGCUAUUCUUGGCGACGAAAACGCUUCCAGAAUGCCAGCCAAACUACCUGUGCAGGGCGCAGAGGUCCUUCUCCCCCUCGACGACGAGUCAGUCGCAGCGGAUUCAUCGAUGCCCAUUCGCAGGCCGCUUUUGAAUUCGCGGGACCUGCUCGCCAUAAGCGCAGCUGAGGACGGCGCUUUUUCAAAUUCCUCAAAACAAAGCGCAAAUCUUAACUGGUCUGUGAGCCCAAGAUCACUGCAUGCUCACAGAACAGACAAUUACGAUGCCUUCGAAUACGAUUCACCUGACCACAGUAGCACACAAAUUAAAGAAAUAAAUUUCCAGGGGAGUCUUGACUCCAUUUCGUCUCUACAGGAGAGACCGAAUCAUCCUGAGGUUCCCUCUGCCGGUGAACCAAGGAUGUGCCCCGCAACCCACCGUCGGCCUCCUUUCAGCACGUCGUCCAGCCCAGAGCUGCUGCUGACCCGGCGGCCGCCUGCGCCCCCCUGCCCGCCGCGACUGCCUGGCGACCCCGCAGCGCCCUGGAACUCGGCGUCUCCCAGCUGUGCGCCGAGAAGAAGCCCCGAUGAGGCGUCGCCGUCCUGAAGGAGCGGGAGUGAGGAGUCGUUUCUGUUCGCUGGAUCGAGAAGCCAAGUGAUACUGCUCGAUCCUCUUUAACCAGAGCCGGAAUUACGGCCAGUGUUGUUUAGUAGUCAUUUUUGAACAGGAUUUUUCAAGCUUACUGUCCGCUUUAGGCUAGAAAAUUUCACGCAAUGUCGCGAUUAGAUAUUCGCGGAGGAUUGCUAUUUCUUUUAUGCAUAAUUGCAUUAUGGCAAGCUCAUGCAACAGAGCGGUUGUGCAAUGAUGGUGUUGUCAUUUAUACAUGAAAACUGACUUAGAAUUAAGUUCUAACACAUAGUUCCUAAUAAACUGUAAAUAUCCGUGCAGUAGCAUGUAUCAAUUAGAUUUACAUUUAGAUACACACGUUUGCUUGGACAUUAUGAUGUGACCUUGUGUCAGGAUGUUAUUUUUCUGUGAAGCUGCGUUGCGCACAAUAAACCAGUGAUGUAUUUUUACAGUCAAGCAGUUUGUUGACUUGUGAGGCUAUUUGCUACACUGUACUUCCAUGUGAUUGUUCCUAUUUGUACUCUAAGUGGAAAUAUGCAUAUUACACUGUAAGCAUAAA
Messenger RNA from Penaeus monodon (black tiger shrimp), 3270 nucleotides. RefSeq lists its product as uncharacterized. Gene Ontology annotation, cellular component: plasma membrane; neuron projection. Gene Ontology annotation, biological process: G protein-coupled receptor signaling pathway. Gene Ontology annotation, molecular function: neuropeptide Y receptor activity; neuropeptide binding. The transcript has 4 exons. Bases 18 to 2690 code for a protein of 890 amino acids. The record is from RefSeq and is a predicted model, not a curated record. NCBI's taxonomy places the organism in Eukaryota, Metazoa, Arthropoda, Malacostraca, Decapoda, Penaeidae.